UUAAUUUUCUUUAUAUCUACCUAUAUACCUAUAUUUUCUUUGUUAUAUAUAAUGGACGAUAGUUGGCACUCUGGGCAAUCUUUACUUCAUCAUAAUCGCAAUAUUGUUUUGUUCAGCAAUCCACCACGAACAGACUAUAGUCAUCACCAACAAAUUCACCCUUUAGCAGUUCAACAACAUAAUCAUCCCCCAUUUGGUGCCUCUACUUCGAGAAAUGCUGCUUUGGUUGCGUCGGCAGAAUCUGCUGCUCAAAAUGAGUGUGUUACUGCUUGGGAACCUUUACAGUUGCGACAGGAAUGGACAAUUCACAACUUCACCAAAGCAUUGGAUUUGGCCACUUUUGGUACCUGCAUGCGUAGUCGCAAUUUUAGAGAUGAGAGCAUGCCUGACAUUUGUUGGCAACUUUGCUUAUAUCCUGGGGGUAAAAGAGAGGAGAAUUCUGGGAAUGUUUCUCUUUUUCUGAAGAUGUCGACAACUGAGAACCAGAGAGAGUUCACUGUCCGUGCUGAGUAUCGUUUCUACUUUUUGGAUGACACUGGCGCUGCUCGCUUUAGCAAUGUGAAUACUGGCGAUUUCAAAGUCAAACCAGCCAAAGGAUCACACUCUUGGGGCCUUAGAAAUAUUCCUCGUCAAAAAGUUCUCAACUGUAUUCGCUCAAACAAUUCUCUCCAUAUCGUCUGUCAAAUUGAGCUAGUUCCGGAUUUUAAUAAAUUGCAAACACAUGUGCGUCGUGAACAUCGAAUUGACCCGAUAAUUCUAACCAAAGAAUUUUUGGAACGUAACCACAAAAUGUUUAUUUCUGGUGAAGGUUCAGACUGUAUUGUUGAAUGUGGUAAUCAAGAAUUUCCUGUGCACAAGUUUGUUUUGAUGGCCCAUUCUGAUGUUUUUCGUGCAAUGUUUAAUCACAAAGAUACUUUGGAGAGUGUUGAAUCUCGUAUUCGAAUUACAGAUUUUGGGCCGGAGACUGUUCAUCAAAUGCUUACUUAUAUGUAUUCUGGAGGACUUCCUGAAGACUUUUCUGAUGAGCAGGCAUCUAAUCUAAUUGAAAUUUCGGAGAAUCUGUCAAUGGCCAAUGUUUGUUCAAUGGUAACUAUUGCCGAUAUUCACAAUGCUGAUUUACUUAUGUCUGCAUGCAUUCCUUUGGUUCGUAGCCAUAUACGCCAACUUAUGGCUAGUCAGGAAUGGACUGAAAUGAAGACAAAUAACCCUCGUUUGUUGAAUCUGGUCUUGGAGAAGGUUUUCUUUUGUUUUUUAUAUGAAUCUGGGUUAAAUUGGGAAUGUAAUAAACUAUUCUCUGAGUGAGAAAACUUUGCGUGUUAUGGUGACAUUUGAUCCCAAAAGGCGGGGUAACAAGAGGGAGAUCUUGUAAUUGAUUUUUUGUGUUUUUGUCUGUGGGGGGAGAUCUGUAGAAUAUAAAUGUGGAAUGAUUUUUAAAGUUGGGAUAAAAUGUCAUCGUU
Messenger RNA from Meloidogyne enterolobii, 1457 nucleotides. Lineage: Eukaryota; Metazoa; Nematoda; Chromadorea; Rhabditida; Meloidogynidae. The record is from the annotation of a GenBank genome assembly.